Aphis gossypii (cotton aphid) is the source of this 673-nucleotide messenger RNA. RefSeq lists its product as uncharacterized. The transcript is spliced from 3 exons. Lineage: Eukaryota; Metazoa; Arthropoda; Insecta; Hemiptera; Aphididae. The record is from RefSeq and is a predicted model, not a curated record. The coding region runs from base 130 to 402 and encodes 90 amino acids.
AACAUAACAGAUAAGGUACUAUACAAAUACCUUUCCGCGCCCAAUAAACAUAAAUACUUCAUUAGUACUGUAGUAUUUAUUGGUGUUAAAUAUAUUUUUUUAAAACAUAACUUAUACAAAACAUUCAAAAUGCGUUUUUCUACUGUUCUUUUGUUUUCGAUGAUUGCAAUAAUCUCAUUUCUCCAUGAGACAGAAGCAAGACGAAAGAUUCUUAGGGGCAGAAAAACCAUUACUAGGACAUAUUAUAAAUCAUUAGGAAUACCAGCUUGGUUGUCAAUCACAUUUACUGGACUCAUCAUUUUAGGGAUUUCAGGAAUAAUUUUUGCUGUAUUGCAAAAAUUUAUUAUAGUUAACAAUCAACCUCCACAACAAACACCUUCCUCUGUACCACUCACAUCAUAGAAUUCUUGGUGCAUUAAUGGUCAAACAAUAUUUAUAAUGUUAACAAUUUUAAGUAAGAUAAAAUGUUUAUUAAUAGUUUUACUAAAUGAUGUAACUAAACUACCUAUUUUUUAAUAAUUUUGUUUUGUGGUACAAUACAAUAUAAGUUGAAAAUUAAUUUUUAUAUACUAAAACUUUUUUUUAUUACGAAAUAAUUUUUUUUUUUAUGUUAACUUAAUGUAAACAAAAAUCACAAUAUAUUUUUAAUAAUAAUACAUCAUUUAUUAACAGA